AUGCUUUACGGCCACCACGAGGAUGAUGGUCUUGCUGACUCGGACGCUUAUGACCGGGUUGGUAAUGCACCUCACCAGGCGACCGCUUUUUACGACGCAACGGAAGCCUACAAUGACCACCGCGAGAAGACCGGUCAGCCUGUAAGGCCCGACCCCGCCAAGACGACCACGGCUGGCUUUGCCGGAUACUUCAACCGCAUGGUCGAGAGGAAGGGUAUAAGCACAUGA
Molecule: messenger RNA, 228 nt
Organism: Suillus paluster
Lineage: Eukaryota; Fungi; Basidiomycota; Agaricomycetes; Boletales; Suillaceae
Exons: 5
Coding region: 1-228 (75 amino acids)
Source: RefSeq, a predicted model, not a curated record